Messenger RNA from Sardina pilchardus (European sardine), 1278 nucleotides. Its product is annotated as sterile alpha motif domain-containing protein 3-like. Bases 173 to 859 code for a protein of 228 amino acids. Lineage: Eukaryota; Metazoa; Chordata; Actinopteri; Clupeiformes; Clupeidae. The transcript is spliced from 4 exons. The record is from RefSeq and is a predicted model, not a curated record.
AGUUGUUUCUUUCAUACCAUAUUGUGCUUUACUGUAUGACAUUUCAUUGAUACUUUUACUGUUUUUUGGUUUUGAUUACUUCUUUGUCAACUGACAGACUGGAGAGAGUAGGAGUGGAGAGACUAGGAGUCUUGGAGAAGAUGCAGCCAGCCUGGGAAGCCACCGACAAAAGAUGCAGGCAGAGUGCCGAAAGAAACAUCCAAAUGUAUCUUUUCUACAACAUAAAAUGGCCCGAACAAGGAUAGAAAGAAGAGCAUACUUGGAAAAGCAUUCCACAAUGGAAGCCCUUGAGGAGUAUCCUGCACUAAGACUUCCAGUAGUACUUCUUGCAGAAUCACAAAAUCAGCUCGAUGUUGAUGUAGAUCGCAGCAUCAUGUCAGGAAUGGGACAAAUAGCAAGAAAAAUUAUUGAACAAUGCCAGCGACGAGCCACAGGCCAGGAUCUCUUUAAAAUGUAUAACGAUGCCAAGACUGGAUGCGCAGAGGAGUCACACAGAGGUAUUCAGGUGGUCCUUGCCACAUUACUUCUGCCACAUUUAUUGAGGGAGGACCCCGAUGCCCUUUACCGUAUCAACAAGACUCCAGAGGUUCCAACGCCUGUCCUGGUCAUUACCGGAAACCCGUUCCUGGAGGCUACUUUUGGUGUACAUCUGGACUACACACAUAUCCUCACCCAUGAAGUUGAUGACAUCACCCUCGCACUAGCAACCUUGAUGUCAAUUUAUUUUGUGUUCAAUACCGAAUAUCACAAAAAAGUAAAAAACACUCUUAGUUUUAUUGAAAAGUACCUUAUGUCCAAUACACCAGAAGGAAAAAUUGUGCCCACUGUGAUCAAAAUGGCAAACUAUUUGUUUUCUUAAGCAAGAUGCAGUAUCUAAUCCAAGUCUCUCUCUUUAUCACUCUUUCCAUCUCUCUCCCUCCCUUUCUCUCUUUAUCACUCUUUCCAUCUCUCUCUUUCUUUAUCACUCUUUCCAUCUCUCUCUCUCUCUCUAUCUCUAUUGAACAUACAAUUUAUUUGUAAGGUAUUUAUUUAUGACAGUUACAUGUACAGUACAUCUCUUCUUUGUGUAUAAUAAGCCUAAAUUGAGUAUAACACCCUUGUUAAACAUAAAAUGUGUAUAUUUAUUAUAUGUAGGCUACAUCAGUACUUAUUUAUAUUGGUAUGAAAGACCUAUACUGACUGAUAUGUACAGUAUAUUACUUUCGAUUGCAAAUGUAACAUGUUUUAUAUUACUGUAUAAAUUAUUUACUACAGUACUAGUAAAAAAGUAUGAUUAAA